This is a messenger RNA of Paramecium pentaurelia, 531 nucleotides long. NCBI's taxonomy places the organism in Eukaryota, Ciliophora, Oligohymenophorea, Peniculida, Parameciidae. The record is from the annotation of a GenBank genome assembly.
AUGAUAAAUAAACUAAAUCUCUUCCUAGUCCUAGCAACUCUAUUCUUGCUAACCACUUCUAGAUAAUAAUAGGAGAGUAAACUAAAUACCAUCGAUUCUCCUCUUGAAAUUUUAAUAGAAUACUGUACUAGUUGAUCUUACAAGGGAGCAUAUCAACAAUUAGAAAAUGCUCUCUUAAAUUAAUACUCAAAUAAGAUUAAUGUGAUAGGUUAGCCUUUUCCAAUAGGGCCUUAAAAGGAAAUGUUAGUAAACUGUCUAACAUACAUUCAAUAUGGAUCCUUAAUAGUCUUAGUGCUAUUUGAUUCAAUAUUGUCAAAUAAGAUUUCAUUAUGGCAAUAAUACAUUAGUCCACAUAAGAUGAGAGCAGGAAUCAUGAUAUUCAUUGGAUUUAAUUUCAUCAUUUAGAAUUUAUAAUCCACAGGAGCAUUUGAAGUAACAAUAAAUGGAUAACUUGUACACUCUAAACUAACAACAGGGUAAAUGCCAACUGUUAAAUAAAUUUCAGACUUUGUUAGUUCUUUAGUAUGAAAA